AUGGUGGGGAACAAGCAGGUGGUGUUGAAUAACUACGUGCGAGGGUGGCCGAACGAGGGAGACUUUAGGCUGCAGUGCACAGAGACGGAGAUAAAGAGCAUUCCAAAUGGAAGUGUGGCUGUGCUUCUCAAGAAUUUGUAUCUCGCAUGUGACCCUUACAUGCGUCACCGCAUGUCCGACAACCAUAUCUCCCAUCCCGGCACCAUCCUCCAAAACUCCUUCACCCCUGACUCUGUUCUUGUAGGGUAUGGUGUCUCGAGGGUGAUACAAUCCACUCACCCAGACUUCAAGGAAGGCGACCAUGUUUGGGGAAUAACAGGGUGGGAGGAAUACACUAUGAUUCCUAAUCCCGAAAAGCUAUUCAAGAUCACAUAUACUGAUGUGCCCCUCUCAUAUUACUUGGGUGUCCUAGGUGUGACUGGGAUUGCUGCCUAUGUUGGUUUCUUCAACUUAUGUUCCCCUAAGGAAGGGGAAACUGUCUUUGUCUCUACGGCAUCAGGAGGAGUAGGACAACUUGUUGGUCAGUUUGCAAAGAUGAUGGGUUGUUAUGUCGUUGGAAGCACUAGCACCAAAGAAAAGGUUGAUCUUUCAAAGGAUAAGUUUGGAUUUAGUGGUGCUUUCAACUAUAAAGAGGAGCAAGAUUUAAGUGCAGCCUUAACAAGGUACUUCCCGGAAGGCAUUGACAUUUACUUUGACAACGUUGGUGGUCGAAUGCUGGAUGAAGUGCUCUUGCACAUGAAAGCCCAUGGCCGGGUCGCUGCCUGUGGAAUGAUUUCUCAAUACAAUCUUGAAGAACCAGAAGGAAUAAGAAACUUGUUCAGCAUGAUACCAAGGCGUGUAGAGAUAAAAGGCUAUGUUGAAACAGACUUCAAGCACAUAUAUCCCCAAUAUCUUGAAUUGGCCAUCAAGUACUUGAAGGAAGGGAGUCUAGAUUAUGUUGAAGAUGUAGCAGAAGGCCUAGAAAAUGCAGCAUCUGCUUUUGUUGGAAUUUUCCAUGGUCGUAAUGUUGGCAGGCAGAUCAUUCGGGUUGCUUAUGAGUAGGCUUCGUUUUGGACAUCUUUGCAUGUUCUUGAAGCAACUAGACAUAUACCCUUAAAAACUAAUUUUAUUAUUUAUAUAUUAAAUAAAUAAAUUGCUACAUCAGUUAUG
Messenger RNA from Theobroma umbraticum, 1149 nucleotides. Its product is annotated as 2-alkenal reductase (NADP(+)-dependent)-like. The record is from RefSeq and is a predicted model, not a curated record. NCBI's taxonomy places the organism in Eukaryota, Viridiplantae, Streptophyta, Magnoliopsida, Malvales, Malvaceae. Gene Ontology annotation, molecular function: 2-alkenal reductase [NAD(P)H] activity.